Colossoma macropomum (tambaqui) is the source of this 6633-nucleotide messenger RNA. RefSeq names its product signal-induced proliferation-associated 1-like protein 2. The record is from RefSeq and is a predicted model, not a curated record. Lineage: Eukaryota; Metazoa; Chordata; Actinopteri; Characiformes; Serrasalmidae. The transcript is spliced from 20 exons. Gene Ontology annotation, cellular component: cytoplasm. Gene Ontology annotation, molecular function: GTPase activator activity; protein binding. Gene Ontology annotation, biological process: activation of GTPase activity; regulation of small GTPase mediated signal transduction. The coding region runs from base 447 to 5306 and encodes 1619 amino acids.
UGGAGUGCGCGGCGGGGAAGGGAAGGGAAGUGAGGGAAGGACGGAGGGGCUGCCAGCCUACUCCGCUCAAGCUGUGGCACAUUUAAAGGAAUUAUAAUACCCUGCGUGGUCACUCCUGCCUGUGAUGCUGAAGAUUCCCGUUCUCUGGCCGUCAUGCAGCUUUAGCUCGAGAGCUACGUCAGCAAAACCUUAACGUCCCGAUGCCGUCUGUCCAUCAUUGACGGAGCUGCGCUUGAAGAAAUGGACUUGGCCCCUCAUGCUGGGUUACAUCUUUGAGAACACAGCUCUGCUCUUCCCUGAGACUCAGAUGGGUGACUUAUGACAAUGUAAUUGAUAGGGGGGCUUAAGUUCCGCAAGCAGCUGCAAUCAGCUUGAGCCCUGGAGUAGACGACAAGACCAACCUGCUGCCUGCAGUCGCUGGAGGGCUCCAGGGCUCCUCUACAGUCAUGCAGUCCUCAGAGGAGUUGUUCAACAGGAAACUGAAGGCCUUGAAUGGCAGCAUGGGGCCUCCAGCUGCUAGCAUGCAGGGGAAGCCCGAGGGGGGCGGAAAAGCCAAUGGCACACCUGCUGUGCCCAAAAUGGGGGUGCGCGCCAGGGUGUCCGAAUGGCCUCCAAAGAAGGAGAACUGGGAGAGCCGUGGUGGACCAAACUACGAAAGUGUUAUUAUGGCCUUUCAAAAUGGGCAGCUGGACCAAAGCUUAGAAAUCCCUGACGUGAACGAAGCACCUCUGGAACAUGAUUGUCCUGACACAAAGUAUUCGCUGAAUGACCUUUUGAGUCGCUCCCCUUUGAAGGGACUUCACCCAAUCCGACAGCGGAGCAACAGCGACGUGACCAUCAGCGAUAUCGAUGCCGAGGACAUCAUGGACCAAAACGCCGUCAACCCGAACACUGGUGCCUCGCUGCAUCGAGAAUACGGCAGCACGUCCUCUAUAGACCGGCAGGGUCUAGGCGGCGAUGGGUUCUUCACGUUGUUGAAGGGUUACCGAGUGGACACGUUGGACCAUCGGAGCGCUCCUCCAUUCGGUUUCCCCGAGCUUCUACGCUGCGACACCGCUCUGUCACCUAGCUUGCAGACAGCUGCUCAGAUAGCACGUGGAGAGAUCGUCCGCAUCUCGGGCUACGACUACGUGGAUGCUUCCCUGUUCUACAGCCGUGAGAGGGAGAAGUCCUUCAUGCGAAGGCUCAAGUCGGAAUCGUCCGAAACGUCUCUCUUCCGGAAACUGAGAACUAUCAAGAGUGAGCACGACGGCUUCCGGCUUUCCACGGAGCAGGAAGACCGCCGGCCUCUCGGUUUCCAGAAGUGUUUUGCUCACUAUGACGUCCAGAGCAUACUCUUUAACGUCAGUGAGGCCAUGGCAAACCGGGCCAACCUCGGCCAGAGGAAGAACACCACCACCGGUGCCUCGGCUGCUUCGCAGUACCAGGUCCCAGGAGGCGGUGCCGUGAGUGGGAAUGCUGCCGGCCCUCCUCCCAUCUUUGAAUCCCCGCUGGGCAGCCAUGAAGACUUGAACCCUAAAGAGAACCUGGAUGCUGACGAGGGUGACGGGAAGAGCAAUGGGUUAGUGCUGAGUUGCCCACAUUUCCGCAACGAGAUUGGCGGCGAGGGCGAGAGGAGGAUCUCUCUCUCGCGGGCCAAUAGCGCCACCUACAGUGGAGGUGGAGAAAACUGUUCCUUUGAGUCCUCGUUAAGCUCACACUGCACUAACGCUGGCGUUUCCGUGCUGGAGGUACCGCGAGAAAACCAGCCCAUCCACCGCGAAAAGGUCAAGAGAUACAUCAUUGAGCACAUCGACUUAGGAGCGUACUAUUAUCAUAAAUACUUCUAUGGGAAAGACCACCAGAACUACUUUGGGGUGGAUGAGAACCUGGGUCCAGUGGCGGUCAGCGUGCGGAGAGAGAAACUUGAAGAUGGGAAGGAGAAAGAUGGAUCACCAUACAAUUACCGCAUCGUCUUCAGGACCAGCCAGCUGACGACUCUCCGCGGGGCGAUUCUGGAGGAUGCUGUUCCCUCCACAGCGAGGCACGGCACAGCGCGCGGCCUCCCGCUGAAGGAGGUGCUGGAGUACGUGGUUCCAGAGCUCAACAUUCAGUGCCUCCGACUGGCCCUCAACUCCCCCAAAGUACCGGAACAGCUCCUCAAACUGGACGAGCAGGGGCUGAGUUUCCAGCACAAAGUGGGCGUUCUGUACUGCAAGGCGGGUCAGAGCACAGAGGAGGAAAUGUACAAUAACGAGAGCGCAGGGCCUGCGAUGGAGGAAUUCCUGGACCUGCUGGGUCAGAGAGUGCGACUGAAGGGCUUCACCAAGUACAGAGCACAGCUGGACAAUAAGACGGAUUCCACCGGCACCCACUCGCUCUACACUACCUACAAGGACUACGAGCUGAUGUUCCACGUGUCCACCCUGCUCCCGUACACCCCCAACAACAGGCAGCAGCUGCUCAGAAAAAGACACAUAGGAAAUGAUAUCGUCACCAUCGUGUUUCAGGAGCCGGGAGCCCUGCCCUUCACCCCUAAAAACAUUCGCUCCCACUUCCAGCACGUAUUCGUCAUCGUCAAAGUCCACAAUCCAUGCACUGAAAAUGUCUGCUACAGCGUGGCUGUAUCUAGAUCGAAAGAUGUGCCUCCAUUUGGUCCUCCUAUUCCUAAAGGUGUGACCUUCCCAAAGUCGGCGGUCUUCAGGGACUUCCUGCUGGCCAAGGUGAUCAACGGUGAGAACGCGGCACACAAGUCGGAGAAGUUUCGUGCCAUGGCAACACGCACACGCCAAGAGUACCUUAAAGACCUCGCGGAGAACUUCGCGAGCACAGCCACGGUGGACUCGGCCGUGAAGUUCAGCUUCAUCACGCUGGGCGCCAAGAAGAAGGAGCGCAUCAAGCCGAGGAAGGACGCGCACCUCCAGAGCGUAGGAGCCGUGACGUGGAGCGUGGUGGCGCGCGACUUCGGCCAGUCGGCGGACGUGGAGUGCCUGCUCGGCAUCUCCAACGAGUUCAUCGUGCUCGUUGAGGAGGAGUCCAAGAACGUGGUCUUCAACUGCUCCUGCCGGGACGUGAUCGGCUGGACCUCCGGCGUCAUGAGCAUCAAGAUUUUCUACGAGCGCGGUGAAUGUGUGAUGCUCUCGGCGCAGGACAACUGCGGAGAGGACAUCAGAGAAAUCGUCCAGCGGCUUGAGAUCGUCACAAGAGGCUGCGAGACGGUGGAGAUGACGUUGCGGCGGAACAGCCUGGGGCAGCUGGGCUUCCAUGUGAACUUUGAGGGUAUAGUGGCCGACGUGGAGGCCUUCGGCUUCGCCUGGAAAGCGGGUCUGCGGCAGGGCAGCCGGCUGGUGGAGAUCUGCAAGGUGGCCGUGGCGACGCUCACUCAUGAGCAGAUGAUCGACCUGCUGCGCACUUCCGUCACGGUCAAGGUGGUGGUCAUCCAGCCUCAUGAGGACGGUGCACCCAGAAGGGGCUGUUCAGAGCUGUACCGCAUCCCCAUGGUGGAGUACAAACUGGACAGUGAGGGCACGCCCUGCGAGUACAAGACCCCCUUCAGGAGGAACACCACCUGGCACCGGGUGCCCACCACCCCAGCAGGCCAGCCUCUACCAAGAGGGUCUCCCACGCAGUGCCCUGAGCGAGGCCAGUGCCAGCCCAUCCUCCAGCACAGCCAGGCCUCCAUCCCACGCAGUACAUCCUUCGACAGGAAAUUACCAGACAACUCCAGGGCUCUACAGGACAUGGAGAAUCCUCAGAUCUCCUGCAGUAAGGCAGAGGGCAGUCAGCACUACCGCAGCUCGCCCAGUAACCAGUCGUCCUCCAGUGAUCCAGGACCGUGUGGGAGCGCCACCUGGAGCCAGCAGCCCGGAUACGAGGGUUGCCAGUCUCCUGUACUGCACGAGCGCUCCUCUGAGACGCAGGGCAUGCUGGGAGACGGUGACGGGCUGAGAGAGAGAGAGCCCACACUGGAGAGAGCGCGCUCUGCAGAGGCCAAGUGGCACAUGCCCUCCACCAAGAUCCUCAACUCCCUGAAAGAGAGAGGCAAGGACUCGCCCAACAAGCUGACCCGGGGUGGAGAUAAGAACUCCAGCCACUCCAGCAGCAACACUCUGUCCAGCAGUGCCUCCAGCAGUAACAGCGAUGAGAAGCACUUUGGAUCCGGUGACCUGAUGGACCCGGAGAUGCUCGGCCUCACGUACAUCAAAGGAGCCUCCACGGACAGCGGAAUAGACACUGCACCGUGCUGCGCCCCCCCUCCGCCUCCGGGCGUGGCCUCCGCCGGCGUGGCCCGCAUGGUGCUGCAGGGUCGGGGGGCGGUGGAGCAGGGACACUCCUGGACGCCGGAGCAUCCAGAGGACGGAGGAGCAGACGAGGAGCACGCCAAGCUGUACCUGCCCCAGAGCUACGCCGCGGCGCUGGCAGUCGGACACGCGGCCACCGACAGCAGCGUGGGAGAUCUGAGCGAGAUCCCCACACACUCCAGGCAGCUGUACCUGGCGGAGGCGGCGUGCCGGCUGCAGGGAGUCGAGAGGGACAGAGACGGGAGGCUCCAGGCAUCCAUGUCGAAGGAGGAGUACCUGAAGAUGAUGCUGCCGGACAGUCCACCUGGAGAGGAGGGCCGCAGGAAGGCAGCAGCUGCUGGCGGCCUGUCCCCGCGCCGCUCUCUGUACCGCACUCUGUCGGACGAGAGCGUGUGCAGUAACCGCAAGGGCUCGUCCUACGCCAGCUCCCGCAGCUCCAUGCUGGACCAGGCUUUACCCAACGACAUCCUGUUCAGCAGCACUCCACCGUACCACAGCACGCUGCCCCCUCGCAUCAGCCUCAGCCAGCCAGCGUCCAACCUCCGCAAUGAGUUCUGGUUCUCCGACGGUUCCCUGGCAGACAGGUCAAAGUUUAAUGACCCAGGGCUCAUGCCCCUUCCAGACACUGCCACGGGCCUGGACUGGUCUCACCUCGUCGAUGCAGCUCGCGCUUUCGAAGACCAGCGUGUGGCUUCUUUCUGCACCAUGACUGACAUGCAGAGAGCUGAGGCUCUGCAGAUCUCCCAGGAGCUCACUAAGCGAGUGGCUGCAGUGGAGGGAGCAGCGCUGCAGGCGGGUGACAGCUCACCUGCCACGCUGACCGGCAAAGUCAACCAGCUGGAGGUCAUCCUGAGGCAGCUCCAACAUGACUUAAGAAAGGAAAAAGAGGACAAAGCCAUCCUGCAGGUGGAGGUGCAGCAUCUUCGGCAAGACAACAUGCGUCUGCAGGAGGAGAGUCAGACGGCCGCUGCCCAGCUCAGGAAAUUCACCGAAUGGUUCUUCAGCACCAUCGACAAAAAGCCCUGAGAGAAGCCCUCACAGGCAAGCAGAUGGACCGUUAGUUAGAGUACCGCCCCCAGCGUGCCCUCUGUGCUCCAGGAGAUCAGGGUUCUUCAAGAGGGCACCCUCGGGGGGGAGAGAGAACCACUGGAACGCUGUCAGUCCCUGGAGCGUCGUAUACUCUUUAGUACAACCCUGUUGGUGCUUCAGACAUCGCAGAGCUACCUGAGCUAACAAGGCCAUCAGAGGUCCUGAGAGAGGAUGAUUGUAAGUAGCAUAUUCUGGCUGAGGAAAGUCGCUCUGCUGGUGUUGAGUUGUGAGAGGAUACGACUGAAGGAUUCUCCACAACGAGUCAAACGGAGACGAGGAGGAAUGUACCGGACGAUAUGAAGUGGUACCCAGUUCCCUAUCCGAACCUCCGCUCGGAGGCCGGAGGACGAUGGCAGUGGAAUAUGAAUGUAAUUCACUCAGUCCUGCUUUGGCUUCUCAUUUCUAAGAUCCUUUAUUUGUCAUUUAUCCAUCCCAAACUUUGUACGUAAUGAAGUACCGUUGCUGUUGUGGCACUGCACCAUAUUUCACGUGUAUCCGAAGAGCUAGUUAAUUUAUAGUCAAUAGUUUAUAUCCACAGUCAUCAUGUCCUAGCAAUAAAAUGUGGUAGUAGCAGAACUUAAAGAACAUUAGCACAAAAUGUGAGUUCCUGUUAAGGUGCGGUCGUACUGUAUUUAUUUUUAUUCAAUAAGAGUCUGUGCCUCGAAAAAGAUCUGAAAUUAAGCGUUUCUAUGCCUCGUUUCGCUCUUUUUCGUUCUUUCUUCUGAACACAUGCCUUCUCUCCAUCGCUCACCGAACCCCGUUGUUGUUGCGGCGUCGACACAUUUCUUCUUCAUAGUUUCUCUCCGUGUCUCCAGACUUCAUGAGCCGGCGAUCCACACUCACGAUGCCAAAACCUGUUUAUCUCUGUACAGAACCUCUGCUGAAGUGUCUUGUAUUUAACACUGUUAUUUAAGCUUAUUUAACCUAAAUUUGUUUAUUUUAUUAAACAAAGGGUUUGUUUUGAUUUGUUUUCUCUGCACUAAGUGGAAGAGGCUCUGAUUAGGCUAGACUGUAACGCGUGUAGCUUUGACAGGGCUGUGUGGAAUAUAUAGAAAUAUUAAAGAGUUUUGUUUUUCUUCAUUCCAACAUUUGGAUGCUGCUAGAUUACACUGUCUUUGUUUGUAUGCUUUUAUUGUAAAUUUGUUUCAUGUAAGAUGGUCAUUUUUCUUUCUUUUUUUUAAUAAAUGUAUGUAAAAAUUUGGUAGUUUACACAAAUGUUAUUUUGAUGUUAACAACUAAUAAAUGAGUUAACAGUGGAAGACAA